Molecule: messenger RNA, 2905 nt
Organism: Pygoscelis adeliae (Adelie penguin)
Lineage: Eukaryota; Metazoa; Chordata; Aves; Sphenisciformes; Spheniscidae
Gene: APPBP2
Product: amyloid beta precursor protein (cytoplasmic tail) binding protein 2
Exons: 13
Coding region: 216-1715 (499 amino acids)
Biological process (GO): intracellular protein transport
Molecular function (GO): protein binding
Source: RefSeq, a predicted model, not a curated record
UGAGCAUUCAUCAGGGGAGAAACAAUGUGUAAAAACAACAACAAAAAAAACCCACCAGAAACUAAGAUGGGGGAUAACCCUUCUUUCCUCUGCCGCUUUACCAACAGGGCCGCUUAUGCCAGCUGGGUAGUGAAUUUUGUGAACUAGAAGUUUUUGCAAAGGUGCUACGAGCUUUAGAUAAAAGACAUCUGCUUCAUCACUGUUUUCAGGCUUUGAUGGACCACGGAGUAAAAGUUGCUUCUGUACUGGCCUAUUCUUUCAGUAGACGGUGCUCCUACAUAGCAGAAUCGGAUUCUGCUGUAAAAGAAAAAGCAAUCCAGAUUGGUUUUGUUUUAGGGGGAUUCCUGUCAGAUGCAGGCUGGUACAGCGAUGCUGAGAAGGUAUUUCUCUCCUGCCUUCAGUUAUGCACCCUUCAUGAUGAAAUCCUUCAUUGGUUUCGUGCCGUAGAAUGUUGUGUAAGGUUGCUGCAUGUUCGAAACGGUAACUGUAAAUACCACUUGGGAGAAGAAACGUUCAAACUCGCUCAGUCCUACAUGGACAAACUUGCAAAACAUGGUCAGCAAGCAAACAAAGCGGCACUCUAUGGGGAGCUGUGUGCUCUGCUCUUCGCCAAGAGCCACUAUGAUGAGGCUUAUAAAUGGUGCAUAGAAGCUAUGAAGGAGAUCACAGUUGGCCUGCCUGUAAAAGUAGUAGUGGAUGUUUUACGACAAGCUUCAAAGGCUUGUGUUGUAAAACGUGAAUUUAAGAAGGCUGAACAGCUGAUAAAACAUGCAGUAUACCUUGCCCGGGAGCAUUUCGGAGCCAAGCACCCCAAAUAUUCUGAUACGCUACUAGACUAUGGAUUUUACUUGCUCAACGUAGACAAUAUAUGCCAAUCUGUUGCAAUCUAUCAGACAGCUCUUGAUAUCCGGCAGUCAGUAUUUGGAGGUAAAAACAUACAUGUAGCUACAGCGCACGAAGACUUGGCUUACUCUUCGUAUGUUCACCAGUAUAGCUCUGGAAAAUUCGACAAUGCACUAUUCCAUGCUGAACGUGCUAUUGGCAUUAUAACUCACAUUCUCCCAGAAGACCAUCUUCUCUUGGCAUCUUCAAAGAGAGUUAAAGCACUUAUCCUGGAGGAGAUUGCAAUAGACUGUCACAACAAGGAAACUGAGCAGAGGUUACUUCAAGAAGCUCACGACUUACAUCUGUCCUCACUCCAGUUAGCUAAAAAAGCCUUCGGGGAGUUUAAUGUACAAACAGCAAAACACUAUGGCAACCUUGGAAGACUGUAUCAGUCCAUGAGAAAGUUUAAGGAAGCAGAAGAAAUGCACAUCAAGGCAAUUCAGAUUAAGGAGCAGCUUCUGGGUCAAGAAGAUUAUGAAGUUGCCCUGUCAGUCGGUCACCUAGCUUCUCUCUAUAACUAUGACAUGAAUCAAUAUGAAAAUGCUGAAAAGCUGUAUUUGAGAUCCAUAGCAAUCGGAAAGAAGCUUUUUGGUGAAGGAUACAGUGGACUUGAAUACGAUUACAGAGGUCUCAUUAAACUGUACAAUUCCAUUGGCAAUUACGAGAAAGUUUUUGAAUACCACAAUAUUUUGGCCAAUUGGAACCGGUUGCGGGAUCGGCAGUUCUCAGUUACAGAUGCGCUGGAGGACGUAAGCACCAGCCCUCAAUCCACUGAAGAAGUGGUCCAGUCUUUUCUGAUGUCUCAGAACGUUGAUGGACAGAGUAGCUAAGAACUUGGUCAAUUAACCAGUUAAGGUUUUUUCCCCCAGGUUACAGGGGGAAAAGUCAUACUGUGAAAUCUAAACCAUGUAGUUCUCUGGGGGCUGGAAUUUGCAUUGAAACACUGGUCCAGUCUACUGAAGAGUGUCCAUACGGAUGAAUGUGUGUUAAAUUCUUAUCAGCAUGUGUAUGGCAUGUUUAGUUCGGCUCACAUUUUUAACUUGGUAUUCCCGAAAACCCCUUCUUUCUCUCUUCUUUCAAAAGAAGCUACUUUGCAGAAAGUCUGCAAGAAAACAUUAAAUAAAACUGUUUGAGUUCAAAAGAGUUGCAUUCUUAUUAUGAAUGGAAGGUUUCAUCAAGAGCUUUCUUCUGAUACAUAGAAAGAAUAAAUGCUGUACUGUAAGAAGUUACACCAGAAAGGUCUUUCUACCAUAUGCAUUGUAGCAAAGUUAAUCGUAGCUAUCAAGAAAAGGGAGAACGCCCUAGCCUUGGCCGCUGCCUUAUGAAGAAAAGCGGCAAAGAACCGCUUUGGAGAGCAACAUACUCCUUGCGAACCACGAUAGGUUGUAAGCCAGCAACCACCGUAUGUUGUUUUUAAUAUCCUGAACUGGACCAGUGUUCAUCUGUAGGCGAUAGGAGAUCCAGUAGACCAGCAAUCUUAGCUUCCUUUGGUACCAACCGAGAGUGCUAAUCUUCUGAACAGGACCAGGAAAAUCAAAAGUGGACCAGCCUGCUAGAAACAGCUUUUGGACCAGUGGCUUUAAUUUAAUAUUUCUGCCCCUGCAUUCACUUUUACAGUAGAAUUAUUUCAUUUAGAUGUAUGAUCAGUGCAAAAUUAUAUUCAUGUAAUAGAUACAAAACUAGGAAGUGAACGUUCUUUAGCGGUUGCGAUGGCAUGUCUUUACCUAGUAAGCUUAUACGAGUAUUAAUGUCAAUGCCACAAGCAAAAACUAGAAACGCUUGACUAUUUGCUGCAGCCAUCUUUUUUUUUUUUUUUCCUUUUUGAAUGGGCUUACUCUAAUAACGGAGGCAGUAACUUGUUUAUACCAGUUAAUAGUUUUGUAUUACAAUCCAGUUCAAUUUUCUGUUUCUGGAGAACAUAGCUUCUUGUAUAGUUUGCAGGGGUCAGCGGAAAAUGCCAAAAAGCACAACAGGUCUUUUUUGUGAUGCUUCAUUUCUACAUUAAACAAUAGUACAACCA